GCUUCGGAUGUUUACGUUUUCAAAAUACAAAAACAACAUCGGUAGUGUGCUCGCGGUUGUAGUUGGUUACGAUUUUAGGAUUAAAACAAGUUAAUAGUUAAAUAUGCCUCCCAAGAAAGACGCUAAAGGUGGAGCGAAGGGCGGUGCUGCUGGUGGUAAAAAAGGUGGCGGUGGAGAAGAAGGUGCCGCCAAAGAGAAGAAGGGAGGUAACGCCGUCAAGGUUCGCCAUAUUCUGUGCGAGAAGCAAGGUAAAAUCAUGGAAGCGCUGGAAAAACUUAAAGAAGGUCAAAACUUCAACGUGGUGGCCACGAACUACAGCGAAGACAAGGCUCGGCAAGGUGGCGAUCUUGGAUGGCAAAUUCGUGGCGCAAUGGUUGGACCUUUUCAAGAUGCUGCCUUUGCACUGCCCAUUUCCACGAUUAAUGCCCCUAAGUACACGGAUCCUCCAAUUAAAACUAAGUUUGGAUACCACAUUAUUAUGGUAGAAGGUAAAAAAUAAAAGCUGUUUUCUUAUAAAAA
Molecule: messenger RNA, 519 nt
Organism: Uranotaenia lowii
Lineage: Eukaryota; Metazoa; Arthropoda; Insecta; Diptera; Culicidae
Product: peptidyl-prolyl cis-trans isomerase NIMA-interacting 4
Exons: 2
Coding region: 104-499 (131 amino acids)
Biological process (GO): rRNA processing
Molecular function (GO): peptidyl-prolyl cis-trans isomerase activity; DNA binding
Source: RefSeq, a predicted model, not a curated record